Molecule: messenger RNA, 333 nt
Organism: Paraglomus occultum
Lineage: Eukaryota; Fungi; Glomeromycota; Glomeromycetes; Paraglomerales; Paraglomeraceae
Source: the annotation of a GenBank genome assembly
AUGAUCAAACUUCGCCUAAUCUUGAUCGCUCUUAUUGUUCUUGCGAUUAUUACCACUAUUGCAAGCGCCGUAAGACCAAAGAGUGAUGGUGGUUAUGACCGACAUACUUCGACUUGUCAUACUAAAAGAAACGGAAGAAAAAGAAAAAGGAAUUGUCUACCUGCUCUUGGAGGAGGGCGGAAAGGAGGAUCUAAUUACAAGCCACCGGAUGGCGCUCACAAAUCGGGUAAUCACCCAGCCAGCACUCCUGCAAUGGGCAACCCCCCCACGAUUGGCAACCCUGCGCUCGAUCAUCCUGCGUUCGAUCAUCCUACCUAUGGUUCACCCAAAUAA